AUGGCGACUUACAAACAGAAACCUCUUCGAUUUCAAACUCACUAUGCAACUAGUGAUUCAGAAGAAGCUUCAGGUUCUGAUCAAGAGUGGGUCGUGUUUCCUGGAGACCGCUCUUCCAGUAAGUCUCUUGACCGCAAAAUCGGUAAUCCCUCCAGUGACGAUGACUGGCAUGUUCUCAGUGACAACCUAAGUCCAACUGAAGAAGGUCUAACCGCAUCCGAAAGUAACUCUGAACUUAUCAGUGAUAAUGAUUCUGAGCCAUAUCAGGCUCAGGAAUACGACGCUCACUCUGCAGAAGACUCAGAAGGCAUUGUAAACCAAGAUUACAUCGGCCAAAUGCCUUCUCACGAUGGUGUUGGAAAUUUUAAUGAUGAGGCGUUUUCAGAUGUCGAUUUUACGCCUAUUGAACAGAAUAACUUUUCUACCGAGUCCGAAGAAAAUCAUAACUGUGAGGCAACAAAUCCCAAUAUCACAGGAUCUGAUGCCUUUGAUCAGAGCCAAAACGUGCGUCAGGCGAGUAUUUUCGAAACUAAAGGAGGAACUCUUGGCAGUGCACGAGAUUCUUUAAUAUCCACGUUACGCCAUGUAUUCCGAAUUGAAGAGGAGGUUGUUUCAUUAAUUGAGAGAGAACAGCCACCACAGGUCUAUCAACGAUUCGGAGAAUCUGCCUCUGCUAACGCAAAGUUUGAAUUGGGUGACUUGGGUGUG
Molecule: messenger RNA, 708 nt
Organism: Racocetra fulgida
Lineage: Eukaryota; Fungi; Glomeromycota; Glomeromycetes; Diversisporales; Gigasporaceae
Source: the annotation of a GenBank genome assembly